UGACGAUGUGGAAGAUCUUGUUGGUCCUCUUUCUCUCAGAGAGGUUCAUCCUCUCCACAUGCGACCAGCAUCAGUAUCACUUUGUCAGUGGAUCUUUCACCUGGAGCGAAGCUCAGGCCUACUGCAGACAGAAACACACAGACCUGGCCACCGUCCAGAGUCCCACAGAAGUGGAGCGAGUUUUGGAUACGCUUUCAUCUGCUGGUCACACAUCGGAGGUCUGGAUCGGUUUGUACAGUGAGAUCGACUGGAGGUGGUCUGAUGGUUUCACAGGGAGCGGGGCUGAAUACAGGGACUGGGAAACCUCUGAUGAUGAACCAGAUUUUUAUUAUGCCUACCAGUUCUGUGUGUUGAUUGCUAACAAUGGCAAAUAUUGGGAUGAUUCCUGCAGCAUCUCGUACCCAUUUAUCUGCUACAACGGCACACAGGAGAAUCCUGAAUAUGUUCUGGUCAAUGAACCCAGAUCCUGGUCCGAUGCUCAGAAGUACUGCAGGCAGAACUUCAGAGACCUGGCUACCAUCAGGAACCACACAGAAAACCAGAGAGCUCAAAGUUUGCUUCCUAGUCCGGCCUUUGUAUGGAUUGGUCUGUUUAGAGAUCCAAACUUUCACUGGUCUGAUGGGAGCAGAUUUGUCUACAGAAACUGGGCAAAAGUUUUCAACAUAAUAGGCUCCAACAGAAUCAUUUGUGGAGUCACAUGGAGUCCAGGGCAAUGGAGGUUUCGCUCAUGUGAAACAAAAAGGUCAUUUGUUUGCCACAGCCUCCCAGAAAUGAAACGGCUUGUGAAGCUGAGACUGAAGACUGAGGACUCUGUCAAUCUGAACGAUCCGCUUGUGAUGGCAAACAUCCUGAAAAAGCUGCAGGACAGACUGAAUGAGAAUGGAACGAGUGGAACCACCUUGAAAUGGAGAGAGCAGCCUGACGGAGACGUCUAUAAGAAGAAGAAGAAGGCCGAACUCUGAGUUAUUAAUCUCAAUUUAGUACGAUAUAAAUCUGGUUUAUAUCUCUGGUCACUGGCAGUUCAAAUGUAAUCAUAUAGCCUCAAUCUGUAAUGUGGUUUUUUUAUGAUUUUGUAAUAAUGAAAAAUUAGCUUUAGAAUUUUAAUUUUUUAUUUUAUUUUAUAUAUUUUGGAUCACAGUCUUGACUUGAAACUGAUGUAGAAUUUAUAGAAGUAGGUAAAGAUUGACGGGUUGAGGCAAGAAACUCAUCACCAAAGAUUCAUGAUUCAAUCAAAGGUCUGUUUUGCUGCUUUGAACUAAUCUGAGCUUCUUUUGAUUCGAUCCACUGGAUUGGAUCACACUGUCUGACUUUUGUCAAACUUUUAUUCUACGUGUGAAUAUUAAUAAUAAACUUAUUA
Messenger RNA from Xiphophorus maculatus (southern platyfish), 1357 nucleotides. RefSeq names its product macrophage mannose receptor 1-like. The transcript is spliced from 5 exons. The record is from RefSeq and is a predicted model, not a curated record. Lineage: Eukaryota; Metazoa; Chordata; Actinopteri; Cyprinodontiformes; Poeciliidae. The coding region runs from base 6 to 962 and encodes 318 amino acids.